CGCUCGCCUUCCAGACUCCUCCCCGCUCCUCCACCGCUCCCCUCGCUCCUCCCACGCCCGCCUCCGGCUCCACUAUAAAUCUCUCUCGCCGCAAUCGUCCCAAUUCAUUCAUUCAAGCCGAGAGCAACGCCCCCAAUUCAUCGAUCAAACGACGACAGCUCGAAUCGACCAUGGCGUACAUGCGCGUGACGCACCGCGACGAGGAGGGCAAGAAGGUGACGGAGAAGCUGCCCGUCCCGGAGACGCGCCGCCCGGACACCGCCAAGUACUUCGAGCGCAAGCUCGAGGAGCAGGGCUUCCACCGCUUCGAGCGCCACCCGGCCAACGCGCCCCGCGGCGUCGGCAUCGGCACCCCGCCGCCCAAGUCCGGCCGCGGCGGCAAGUACACCUGGGAGGGCCCCGGCGGCCUCGUCGAGGACGAGCUCGACCCGGCGCCGCCCGCCAUCGACCCCAACGACCCCAACUACGAGGACGACGAUGGAGCCCAGGACGAGGUGGCCAAGGAGGUGGUCGUCGGGGAGGUGGAGGUCGCCAAGGUGGCCGAGGAGAGGGACGGCGUCGCCAGGGUCGACGUCGCGCCGCCCCUGCUCCAGGAACAGCACACUCAGUAGCUCCAGUUCUACUACUACAAAGGCUCUUCUGAGAGCUCACCUGUAGCAACUCAUCCUCAUCCUUGUUGCUGUGUUCACUGUUGAGCUUUGGAUGUGAACUGUGUUUUAUUUGGUGCACUAAUCAAUCAAUAAUCGAAUGUGAGAAUUAAACUCUGACUAA
Panicum virgatum (switchgrass) is the source of this 771-nucleotide messenger RNA. RefSeq lists its product as uncharacterized. The transcript has a single exon. The coding region runs from base 171 to 611 and encodes 146 amino acids. NCBI's taxonomy places the organism in Eukaryota, Viridiplantae, Streptophyta, Magnoliopsida, Poales, Poaceae. The record is from RefSeq and is a predicted model, not a curated record.